Rhizoctonia solani is the source of this 1047-nucleotide messenger RNA. RefSeq lists its product as uncharacterized. Lineage: Eukaryota; Fungi; Basidiomycota; Agaricomycetes; Cantharellales; Ceratobasidiaceae. The transcript has a single exon. The record is from RefSeq and is a predicted model, not a curated record. The coding region runs from base 1 to 1047 and encodes 348 amino acids.
AUGUCUACUUCUCCCCAAGUCGUUAUUCGCAUUUUCCACCACGACGAUUUUACUCCACUGGAACCCGCAUUCGGCCCAUUCCUACAUCGGUCGAAUAUGAUGGAAUCGGACUCGGAUAUUGACUCGAACCCACAUCUUUCUGAGGGGUUUACAGAGACCGAUAACGAUACGCCGCCUGAGACUCCGCUGAGGGCUAAGAUAGAACUAACUGGCGAGGAUCAAUGUACUCAGCACAGGACAAAGGAAGCCCAGAAUGGAUCGUGUGGUCGUACACCAGUGAUGCCAGCCCCUGCUCAUUUCUCCGAACCUCUUCAAAUUGCGACCCCUGAUCCAAUACGUCCAGUUCCAUAUGCAAUUCGUUCAUUUGGAUGCUCGAAGUUGGAGGAAGAUGAUAGGGGCUAUGAUUCUGAACGCGAAGGAAGGCCUGGAUUGCGCAAGUUUCGUUCGUUUCAAUCUCUUGCUAUUGAACAAGACAAACCUGCUGCGAAACGUCCUGGAUUACCUACUCGAGCGACUUCUUUUGUGGUCCGACAGCCAGGAGGGGGUAAAUCUACGGUUACAUCAGGUCCUGUGACCUAUCAUUCCCCUCGGUUUCACAAGCAUGGGUUCCAAUAUUCGCCUCGACCACCCCACCUGACUCCCAUGGUCCCUAUCAAUUCGAAUCAGCCUAUUCCGGAUAUAGUAGGAUGUUCGGCAGAAGUUCCGCCACUCGAGGAUAAUUUUGGACACCCCUUGUCUCCCGAAGAGGAAGCUCAGCUUUGGUCUGAUUUGGUAACCUGUCCGUUGGAGGAUGCCGAUCCCCCUGCGACUGAUUCCAAAGCUAAAGAUAGGAGCAAUGAGAGUACUGGUUUGGGACUGGGACUGCCUGUAGCGUUGGAAGGAGGUACUUGGAGAAUGCUUGCAACAGUACCCAGACAAUCAGCCGGUAUGCUCGACAAAUCGCCCAGGGGCCACUCCAACAAUCUUAUAGCCGAUUAUUCUCCCGGUGCGCCAAUACUCCUGGUAUUUACCCUAUCCUUUACGAUGAUACGGACCUAUCCCCUCUGA